GGUCGUUGUUGGGAAAUGGAGUGGGCGUUGUUUCUGACCACGACCCUGUUUGGUUUGGCGUUACACCAGGGUAAAGCGAUUGCGAUUGAUUUGAAGACAUCUCAAGUGAAGUCUGGGUUUAAGUGACUUUUCAUCAACAACUUCAACAGCGAAGUCGGAGACUGGCUUCAGCGUUUUUAUGUCUGUCGUCUGCAACUUGUCUGAGGAUGGGUUUGUCGCUGGCAGAGGUCUUGUAUACCUGUGGUCAAAUUAUCUACUUAUAUUUGGAAUCCUUCUGUAAGCUGCUGUUUCCCCCUGGACGCCGUGACGUCACGGGUUGGCGCGUGCUCAUCACGGGCGGUGGUCAUGGAAUUGGCCGCGAGAUGGCGUUGGAGUUUGGGCGCCUUGGAGCAGACGUCAUUCUCUGGGACAUCAAUGUGGAGGACAUGGAGAACACUGCUGAUGUUGUUCGGGCUGUCGGCGCCAAAGUUUCCACCUACACAUGUGACGUCAGCAGCGUAGACGACAUCAAGGACGUGGCGGAGCGCCUCCGGGAAGAUGUCGGGGGUGUUGAUGUGUUGGUGAAUAACGCUGGGGUGUUGAAUGGAGGGACUAUCCUAGAGAUGACGUCAGCAGAUAUCAGAAAGACGUUUGAGGUCAACACUUUGGCUCAGUUCUGGACAGUUCGGGAGUUUCUGCCCGGGAUGAUAGAUCGCAACCGCGGCGUCAUUCUCAACAUAGCUUCAGCAUCGGCAAAGUCGGGGACGGCCUACCUCGUCGACUACAGUUCCUCCAAGGCGGCAGUUCUGGUUUUCUCUGAAGCCUUGGCGGAGGAGAUGGCGUUGCUAGGUUACAGCUGGAUACAGGUGACAGUCGUCUGCCCGGCCUUUGUGAGUACAGGAUUGUGCCGCAACCCCAAAGACAGAAUCAACCGUCUACUGAGUCCCAGGGAGACGGCGCUCGCCGCCAUUGAUGGAAUGUUGAGAGGAGAGUUUGUAGUACAUGUACCGAAGUCUCUGUGGCUGGGCCUGAAGUUCUCCGAAAUGCUUCCAGAAAGAGCUCACAUGAGAAUCAAAUCAUCCCUGAAUCUGGGUAUCGAUCCUCAGUACUCGCCCCCUGUCACUGCCAGGGUCAAGGACAAAGAAAAGUGUCAAGGAAUUAAAGAUCUGGAUCAAAUUCCUGGUGAAGAUAAUAUUCAUUGUCUUCAGUAGAGGAUGUCUCAGAACAUUAUCCCUUAUGUGAAUAAUACCUACUGGUAACCUGUAGAACACGUAUCGGGGAUGCCUUGGAUCUGCUUGUUCAAUUAUAGUGUCAAGGGCUAGUCAGUGAUGGUUACAAUAUUUGAACGGUAUUUCAGCAAGCUGGUAAGGGGGCCAAAAUGUGUGUUGUGACCCCCUUGUAGUGCAAGUGGUCUCGGCAAAUCGUAAUGCAGGACGCAUCAUGGGACUGGCAUGUUCAACGUCAUUAGUGAGUGAGCGGGUCAGUAUUGUGUGGACCGCCUCCGUGGUGUAGUGGUGAAGCGUCUGCCCGGAGAGAGGAAGGUCCGGAUAAGAAAGAAUGUUAAAAGACAAUCUUGUCGUGACUCGCCUCGCGUUGCGCAUUAAGGGGCUAAAACAAGGACAGUAUACUGUCUGAGCGGGGUAUUCAUGUUAAACUGCGGCAUGGUAUCUCUGUGGGCUAGCACUGUAAAAUCGGCAUGAGCACGUCGCUAUAUAAGUGCAAUAAUCUUGAACGCGACGUUAAACCUCAAUUCACCUCACCUCAGUUAUGUGUGUGAGGAACGACCAAAGUCAUGCAAGAGGUCAUGGUUCAGAUUGAGUUAUCAAUAACAAUUUCCAAAGCAGCACCCAUUCAAGUUUAUGCUCAAGGCCUAAAAUCACACAAUAGCAAGAUCUGCGGUUUCAAAGUUAUAGAAGCUGUACAGAUUGUAGGAUAUCAUAGUGCAGUUGGAAGAGUAGGGUCUCCAUCUGAGACUCACGAUCAGAUGUUUCUGAUGUGCCUAAGGACUGCAACUCUGCACAGCGAAUUGCGGCGCCUUUGUCGACUGGGACACCCGUGUGUCCCUCCCCCAGCUUAAUGCUGAUGGUUGUAGGAUAUCCUCGAAACUACAGACCAACUGACAUGUGUUACUUAAAAUAAAUACAUAACCCACAUACAUAUAUCACA
Molecule: messenger RNA, 2145 nt
Organism: Haliotis rufescens (red abalone)
Lineage: Eukaryota; Metazoa; Mollusca; Gastropoda; Lepetellida; Haliotidae
Product: estradiol 17-beta-dehydrogenase 11-like
Exons: 7
Coding region: 207-1190 (327 amino acids)
Cellular component (GO): lipid droplet
Molecular function (GO): oxidoreductase activity, acting on the CH-OH group of donors, NAD or NADP as acceptor
Source: RefSeq, a predicted model, not a curated record